GCCCUUCUGAGUAAUGGAAACAGUCACAAAGUUGUUUGCACCAUGGAGCGACCAUCCUCUUCCGCAAUGCAAAUGAUUUAUGCAGAGCUUGCUGCCGUCAAAGCACAGAAUGCGCGCCUGGAGGAAGAGAAUGUACUGCUGCGCCAUAGACUGAACCGGGCAACAACAGAUCAUCACACAAGUGCCACGGUGAACGUGGAAUCGAAGAUCAAGGCCUUCCAGUUGGAGGAGGAACGCGAUCGCAUUCUGGAGACACUGCAGACGCACAAGAAGAAAUACAAUAAGCUGCACGAUGCAUAUCUGGAGAAGGUCAAGCGUUGCAAGGCGCUGGAGGAGAUGUUCAAGCGACAAAAGACGCUAACGGGGCUGGUUAUGAAAUCCGCCAUUGCCCAACGGAAUACGGAGCAACAACUGAUGCAGGAGAAGCGUCAGUCACAGCAAAGCAAGGGCAGCGAAGCGGAAGUGGAGCAGCUGCAGGCGAAGCUGGCCAAGAUGCAAGCGGCGCUGGAUGAGUCCUAUGACAUUAUUGAUGAAAUGGACUUUGAGCUGGAAAGCGUUGACUUGCUCGAGAUGCAGAAUCGAAGUUUGCACGAAGAGCUGGCCGCGCUGAAGGCGCAACUGGCGACGGCGGCGCCGCCAGCGCUGCCAUUAGCUGCCUGCCCCACUGAUGAUGACGAUGAUCCACCGCCCAAAUACGAAGCUGGCGACACAUUUCCCGAACAGGCGCGACGCAAUCAUCGCCAGCACGUGACCUCGUCCACCUGUGCCAGCUGCCUAAAGAUCGACGAUGCCGAUGCCGAUUCGCUGGAACGCGCUGCGAUGACACACAGUCUUAUGCAAAAUGUUGAGGCGGAGAGCAAUAAUCUGAGACGCGAACUGCUGCGCUCGCGCUGCCAACGCACAAUACGCUGCAAGCUGGAGAAAGAGAGGGAAGAUGAAGAUUGAAAGCAAUUAUUUGGAUUAUUUAUUGAAUUAAUAAUAUAUAAUUAUACAAAUUA
Molecule: messenger RNA, 998 nt
Organism: Drosophila virilis
Lineage: Eukaryota; Metazoa; Arthropoda; Insecta; Diptera; Drosophilidae
Product: girdin
Source: RefSeq, a predicted model, not a curated record